UCGAAGACAAUGACCAUUGGCAUUUCUCCGAUCCGAAUGUUCAAUGUAUAGAAAUGCAUUAUUAAUUUCGAUGUGCGUUGAAAAAUAAUUCUAGAUUGACCAGUAAUAUCUUAUGUUGAAUAUUGGUGAUUAUUGCAUUGAGGAGACACAGAAAAUACUGAAAAUAACCGGUCGAAUAUUGGGUUCGAGAGAGAUUGGUUAUCGCCAUAUUGGAUAAUUUAUUUACAACGAGGACGAUCGGUACGCUGUAUUCAGACUAUAUUUUAUAUUUCGUGGUUUCCUAACUAAAUAUAAUUAUAAAAUACACUAAAGUGGAGGAUUAAAUUAAGAACGAGCCAAAUUAUAUCAUGUUUAAAUCUGCCAUUGUUUACGGAUGACGGCGCUCGAAAUUAUUAUUUAUUAUGCGUGGUGUAGGAAUUGAUUAUUGAAGAAAAAAGCAUCGUCUGCUUUCAGUAAAAUGGAUGUCCAUCAUUCCUUUAGAAGAUAAAUAAGAUCAAAUAACGAGUUAUCCUCUUCUGACUUUUAUGGUUAAUCGGUGAAUUAUAUUAUUUGCGUAUGAGACAAUUUAUUUGCUUUUUUACAGCACUGUAUAGGGAUUUUAUACUAAAGAAGUGACCGGUAUUAUUGACACAGUCAACAAAAUUAAGCAUUGCAGUUCUUCUCCAAAUAAACAGUGCAAUCCUGACCAACAUGCUACUUUAUCAUUUCCUUUUAAGAAACUUUAAGCAUCAACUUUCUGACCCUUGAUUCAAUACCCCUGUGGAGUUUAAAAUAUUACAUAAGCCAUAAUUAGGUUGGGCUGGAAACAUUUGGUUUCAAUUAGUUUGUAGCAAGCGACUGUGAUUUUCGUGUCUCAAGUGUUUGCGUUUGAAAUGAACUAUGUUGAUAUUGAAUGUUUCGAGUGUGUAUUCAAUUUACCGAACAUAGUUAAAUUAAUGGAAUAUUACACAUAAAAGGGAUUUUAUUAUUGAAAACAUAUGAAUUCGAGAAGAAAUAUUUCAAAAUAAUUGAAGAAUUAAACAUUGAGAUGAUAUACAUAGCUUGUUACUAGUAGUUGAAGGAUUAAAGGAUUAUUGUUGAAUUUAAACAUUAGUUAUUGUAUUUUGAAGAUUGAUUUAGAUCAAGGAUACUUUAAACUUAUUAAACCAUCUUUCAAGGCUGUGAAUGAAAUGAUGCCUGAUAUCUAUGUGUUAUCAUUAGAAGUAUUAUGUUGCGUGAAAACUGAUAUUGAAUAAAUAUUGAAGGGAUGUACUGUAUAGAUGUAUAUAUAUAGAUGUGUAACUAUGAAGUAUCAUUGAUAAUUUAACACAAUGUAGUGUUUACAUUGGUGGGGGUUUAUCAUGUAACAUGAUCAUAGAUAUGAUUGAAAACUGAUAUUACAAGUAGCUACUACAAACUUAUAUGCACUUAAAUCAUGUAGCUACUUGUCAAUGGAUAUUGUUUAACUUUUCACAUUCCUAACACGUUUAGGUUGGUGAUGUAGUGAAUUUUAUUUAUUGUAUUUAAUUUAUACCUGUUUACACCUGUGAUAUUGUUUUUGAUCAGUAUUGGAUGUUUUUGAAUCAUAUUUAACAAAAGAACAUUGUGCCGUUUUAGUUAUAUAUUUAUGAAUGAAAACUAUCAAGAGCAAGAGUAAUCAGGAUUUUCAGUAUUCAAUAUUUAGAAUAUUCUACAACUGAAAGUGUUGUGAUGUUUUGGAAUGCAAUAACAUACUACCGACAUUUUGUAUUGUAAUUUCAUACAUUGUGAACUAAUCAGUUAUAUUGUGCAAAUAGAAAAAUCAAUAUGAAUAUCUCUGGAUCCUCAGCUAGUUCUAUUAAAAGUCCUGAACCAGAUGAAGGUACACCAGGUUGGAUUGAGUGGCAACAACAACUAGAUGCAUACAAGGCAUGGGUUAAUUCUCAAUUACGUAAACGACCAAAUACACGACCGAUAGAUGAUUUACGACUGGAUAUUAGAGAUGGUAAAAUACUGGCAGAGCUUAUUGAGAUCGUUGGUGGAGAAAAGUUACCAGGUAUCCAUACAUCACCUAGUAAUAAAGAUGAAAUGAUAGACAAUGUUCGUAGUGUUUUACAGUUUGUACUACAACAUAAAAUACGUAUGCAUGAAAUGUCUGCUAUAGAUAUUGUGGAAGGAAAUUUGAAGUCUAUUAUGAGGUUAAUUUUAGCUCUGGCUGCCCAUUAUAAACCUUCGAGUGUAAAACAUUCUUCUUAUCAUCAUAUUAAAUCACCUGCACAUGAUGUUACAGGUAUAGCUCAGGAUGCCGCUGUAGCGCUUGCUGAAGCCAGACGUAAUGCUGCUCGUGCCGGACAUAGACACAGGCGUACACGAGAAUCUACAAUAGCAGAAAGGAGGUACGGACACAGAUAUCAAGACAGUAGUUCAGAGCAGUUCUCAGAUUCCGAUCACAGUCAGAGUGGUCAUCACAGUAGAAGUCGGAGGGAAUUACAUCCACUAGACACUGGUAGUCAUAGUAGUAGUCAUUCUUCAAGUGCUCGACUUAGUCCCAGAUGUUAUAAUACACCUACUAAAAACUUAGAUUAUUUACCACGUAGCAAGUCUAUGUCAAUUGAUCAUAUACACGCUAAAGAUAGUGGUGCUGAAUUAGAAGAUGCUGUUAGUGUUGUAGAUAAAUCACAAUAUGAUGAAUUAUUACAAGAAUAUACAAAUUUAGUUCAUUCUAUGCACGAAACUAAAACAGAACUUGUUAUGUUACAGGAAUUGUUAUUAAGAGGAGAAGAUUCUGGUGAUACUGAAGAUGCUACUAAUGAACUGAUAAGACAAUUACAUUUAAAAGAUAAAUGUAUAGCAGCCAUGAAACAUGAUAUAGUUAAACUACAGGAUGAAAUAACGCUACAAAUACACGAAAAGGAGAAAGUAACAUCUGAUUUAAGAUCUGAAAUACGUGAUUUACUGGAUCAGAUGCAUAUAGUUGGUGCUACUGGUGCCAGUUUAUCAGCUAGAGUAGCAUCACAAGAUAAAAGAAUGGCCAGAUUAGAAGGUAAAAUAUUCCAAGCUAAUCCAGAAGAUGGAUCUCACAGUAUUAAACCAGAAUAUCAGAGUUCAGCUACAGAGCUACACGUAGUCAGAGAUUCCUUACAAAGUUUGCGACGUCAUUUUGAAACGAGUUCUCCACACAACCACACGAUAGAUACAUUAGAACAGAGUAUAGCACUUUUAAUAGAAAAACUUCAUACAACAGAAACAUCUCCUCUAAGUCAUACUAUAGCUUCAUCCCGGUCUUUGAUGGAUACGUCACCAAAAAAGUUAAAUUAUGAUUCAGCACCGGAAAAACGUUCUUCCUCCAGUAUAAAUAUGUCAGGUUUUCGAAUGAAUAAACCCAGUAAUAGUCAGAGUAAAAAUAAUCCACCAAGUUCAACUAAUGUUUUAUAUUUUACUGAUACGUCAGUUACACCAAAAAUAUGUAAAAUACAGAAAAAAUUAGGUGAUAUUAAACUGGGAGAUUUUAAGAAGUUAUUUGAUCGACCAUCUAUAUAUAGAUAUCAUUUUAAAGCUUUAGAUCCAGAAUAUGGAACUGUUAAAGAGGAGGUAGCUAAUGAUGAUGAUAUAAUACCUGGUUGGGAAGGUAAAAUAGUAGCAUGGGUAGAGGCUGAUUUACAAACCGAGUGCUGAUAUUAUUGUACCUAUUACUUAUAUAGUGCUAUAUACAAACUACACUUAUAAACCCUGUGCUUUAAAUAUUUCUACUCAUGGAGAUGGUUAAAAAUAGUUUCACUAUUUCAUACAAUUUCUUAUUUUAUGGAUAUUUAUGUUGGAUCCAAAAGGUUUCAAAUGUGUUCAACUUGAAACCCAAUUCAUUUUAUGUGACACGGAAUCUCUGGAACUGGAAGCUUGGAAUAUUCAAAUACUGGAGGUGUAAGCUUGGAAUAUUCAAAUACUGGAACUGGAAGCUUGGAAUAUUUAAAUACUGUAAGCUUACAAUACUGGAGGUGGAAGCUUAGAAUAUUAAUGAAAAAUUGUUUUAGAAUGACCAUAGUUUUAUUAUUCCUGAAAUCUUUUUUCAAAUUGUGUUCAAUAACUAUUCCAAUCAAAACAUACUGCAGCUCAAGUAAACAGUUUUAUUUAGUUCUUUAAUCCUAAUUUUGUUGUGAUAUAAACUUUAAUUUGUGAUGGAGAGAAGGAAUAAGAGGAGAAAUGAUAUUAACUAAUGUACAGUUGUUUAUAGGGGAGAGAAAGAUUGAGUGAAUGAAUAUUGAAGGAGGAAUGAAAGUUGUUAAGUCAUAAUAAUUUAAAAUCUUUCACUUUGUAUGUUUUAUUUGUGUGAAGUAUAUUAAUCAUCUAAAUCUGUUUUUAAACUGUUUUAUUUUUGUUGAAAACUGGUCAUGUUAAUUUAAAGUCUGCACAUAAAAGGGCAUUGAAGAUUUGCACAUUAAUAGCUGCUUGCUGUAGACAUGAAAAAGAUUUGCUUUUGACAAGUUUUUUUUUUACAUAAAAAGAUUUAAUUGCUUUAGCCAUAUUUUUUCCUAUUGAAAAAUUUGCUUUAUAUAUUUUUUUAGAUCAAAAUAUUCACUUUGAAAAUGUUUAUUUUCAUCACAUCUGAAUGCUUUAAUUUAUGAUGAUAAAAAUGACUGAUAAUCUUUUAAAUGUAUUAUGUUGGGUUCUAGUCUCUAGGGUUUUAUCUUUCAUACAGGUAUAUUGUAUUAAUGGGGGGGGGGGGGUAUCUUUCAUACAGAAAUAUUAUAUUAAACUGGUUUAUUUGUAAGCUAUUUAUUUAUACACAUGGAGAUAAUAUUUCAACUACUGAUACCGUAUCAUUAUUGAAUUAUAUUCCACUAUACUAGUUUUAAAUCUGAAACUUUUCCCAUAUCUUUAAACUGUUAUAAACUGUUAUUAUGUUCGCUUGAUAUACCAUUGAGCUUAAUGCAACCAGAUAUAUUCAGGAUUCCUGACAAUUUUUCAGUUAAUAUGGAAAAUCCACAAUGAAAGGGUUUCACAGAGAUAAAAUUAGAAUGAAAUAUACUUUUUAAAUCGACCUCUACAAGACUUGGAUGAAUUUAUAGUUCAUGGAUAAUAUAGUACCUGAAUUGGGAACCUUUGUGAUAAUGUUUUUUUCGACUGAUAAUGUUGCUUUUCUCUCUUGUGGCCUUAUAGUAUACAGUAUUAUUAAAAUAAAAGUUUAUAAUUUUUCUGAUUAAAGUUAAGAAAAUUCUUGACAAGUAUAUAAGUAGGUUUAUAUAUAAUUCUAUAUCAAAAAGAGUUGGUCCAUCUGGUUAUAUAUUCGUUCAAUAUGGCAUUCCCGAUGUUUUUAGUAAAUUGGUCAAAUUAGUUUAUUUGUGUGACAGAGUUAUCUGUUUGUCGCGUUUAUACCUUUUCCAAAUAGCAAUAGUUAGUUCUGAUCGAUUCCACAAGUGAUGUCCCAAAUGGCAAUAGUUAGUUCUGAUCGAUUCCACCCAAAUGGCAAUAGUUAGUUCUGAUCGAUUCCACCCAAAUAGCAAUAGUUAGUUCUGAUUGAUUCCACCAGCGAUGUCCCAAGCACAAUCUUUAAUUUAGUGUGGCUUUGAAAAGGGUUGUUUAGGAAGUUUGUACUUGUUGAAUCAAGUUGAGGUCUAUUGUUUGUUAUCUGUUUGUCACGUUUCUACCUUUUCCAAAUGGCAAUAGUUCUGAUCGAUUCCACCCAAAUGGCAAUAGUUAGUUCUGAUUGAUUCCACCAGCGAUGUUCCAAACACAAUCUUUAAUUUAGUGUGGCUUUGAAGAAAAGGGUUGUUUAGGAAGUUUGUACUAGUUGAAUCAAGUUGAGGUCAUUGUUUGUUAAAAUAUAAAACUAUGUGGACCAUCUCUUUUAAGGCUUAUCAAUGUUGUUAUCACACUCGAAAUAUAUAAUCAACAUUAUUAAUAUAUUAUCUAUGGAGACCUAACCAUAGAUAUUUGCGAGAUGCUAAUUGUAGGACGGUUGGGGAGGUUCGGGAAUUUCCAGUCCAAAAUGGCUGCUUUAUAUAAUUGAGUAUUUUGAGGAAUACUAACCCUAACCCUUUUUAGAAAGGUAAACUUGGAUCUAAUUUACCUUUAACCCUCUUAAAAGGGUUAGGGUAAGGAUUAGUAUUCCCAAAAAUACUCAUUUAUAUUAACUGGCCAUUUUGGACUCCGGAAAUUCCCAAACCUCCCCAACCUACCUACAAUUAGCAUCUUCCGAAGAGUUUAAUUGACUAGCCUGUAAACCCAUUUCCAUGAUAUCAUCUAUGUAUUAAUGUUAUUAAAGAUCUCAUGUUUCAACAUUCACAUGUAUUUGUCUACCUCUAAUCUUAUCAAUAUAUUUUAUUUAUUUUACACAUUUAUAAUUUUUGUCAACAUCUUUAACAAAACAUCAGGGCCCUGUUUCUCAAAACCUUAACUAAAGAUCAAAUCCAAAUUUUAGUAGAUACUUCAAUUUUGAUUGGCUAAGCACUAAAAUCAACCUAAUAUUAUCCAAUCAAAUUACUAAAAUUUGGAUUUUUAUCUUAGUUAAAAUUUCGUGACACAGGCCCCAGAUGAUUAGAAAAGAAAAUGGCGAUAUUUGUGUACUAUGCAUGCAGAUGUUGUUGCUAAUUAAUCGUUACAUUGUUUGCUUCCAAUUAAAAACUAAAAGAUAUCUCCACGCUGCCUUAUAUUAAUAUUUUACAACCAUUUGCUUGUAGUCGUAAUUCCUCAAUAUAUUCCAUAUAUUUGAUGUUUUGACAUUCCAGUUGCAAACUUGUAAUAAAAAUAUUUGUGUCGUUACUGUGUGAUUUUGACCUUAUUUCUAUUAAGGUCAUCACCUAUAAAUAAUAUAAAGGACUAGGUAUACUGUUACUAAUGAUAUUUGAUAAUUGAAAUGGAUAUACACACAGUACAUAAUUCUAUCGACUAUAAUAUUACUGAUUCCUUAUUGUGAAUUAGUAAUUAUAUUCCAUGGAGUUGUGUCCCUUGUAUAAACGAGGCACUUGUUCCUCAAAUUUGAUCUUUAUAUCUAGACAACGCAAAACACCUGGGCCCUUAUUCACAAAACUUAAUAAGAUACAAUCAAAAUUUUAAAAAAUACUGCAAUUCGAUUGGCUGACCAGUAAAAUCAAUUUCCAUAUUGGUCAGCCAAUCGAAUUGCAGUAUUUCUUAAAAUUUUGAUUUUAUCUUAGUUUAAGUUUUCGUGAAUAAGGGCCCAGAAUGAGAAGUUAUGUUUUUAAGAAUUUAAUGUGAUAUGGUUAAAGUUAGGAUUAAUUAAUGGAAGGUAUGAUCUUAUGUGUAUUUAUCUAGCUGUCUCAUUGUUCUGGUCUACUAUAUACAAUCAAGGCUUAUUGUUUUGGUCUAUUAUAUACAAUCAAGGCUUAUUGUUCUGGUCUAUUAUAUUUAAUUAAAGCUUACAGUACAAUUUAUUAUUUUAAUGUACCAGUAUUCAAAAAUAAACUUG
Patella vulgata (common limpet) is the source of this 7378-nucleotide messenger RNA. Its product is annotated as dixin. The record is from RefSeq and is a predicted model, not a curated record. Gene Ontology annotation, biological process: canonical Wnt signaling pathway. Bases 1786 to 3633 code for a protein of 615 amino acids. Lineage: Eukaryota; Metazoa; Mollusca; Gastropoda; Patellidae. Gene Ontology annotation, cellular component: cytosol. Gene Ontology annotation, molecular function: protein binding. The transcript has 15 exons.